Struthio camelus australis is the source of this 1228-nucleotide messenger RNA. It is a transcript of the gene IKZF4, whose product is annotated as IKAROS family zinc finger 4. Gene Ontology annotation, molecular function: RNA polymerase II cis-regulatory region sequence-specific DNA binding; DNA-binding transcription factor activity. The record is from RefSeq and is a predicted model, not a curated record. Gene Ontology annotation, biological process: regulation of transcription by RNA polymerase II. NCBI's taxonomy places the organism in Eukaryota, Metazoa, Chordata, Aves, Struthioniformes, Struthionidae.
CUGUAAAAUGACGGUCGUUUCUCUCACUUCCAGGAAUCUGUUCUUCCUGGAAGGUGAGUGGCUGAGUUCACCCUACCAGUGAAACGCAGGCAUGCACACACAGCCUGUGUUCCAGUGCUGUUUCCAAGGAGUUGGCUGUGAUAACACUCCAGGGUAUCUUCAGCAAGGUAGUGGAGAUUCCUCUCUGGAGAAGGAGUUCAGCUCGGCGAUUGUGGGACCCACGGUGAGCACACCCAACAGCCAGCACUCCUCCCCGAGCCGCUCGCUCAGCGCAAACUCUAUCAAAGUGGAGAUGUACAGCGAUGAGGAAGCCAGCCGGCUGCUGUCACAGGAGGACCGGAUGCUCGAGAAGGAAGACAGCGUGAUCGUGGAGGACUCGCUCUCGGAGCCCCUGGGCUACUGCGAUGGGACAGGACAGGAGCCGCACUCCCCCGGGGGCAUUCGGCUACCCAACGGCAAGCUGAAAUGCGACAUCUGCGGCAUGGUGUGCAUCGGCCCCAACGUGCUGAUGGUGCACAAACGCAGCCACACUGGAGAAAGGCCUUUCCAUUGCAACCAGUGCGGCGCCUCCUUCACCCAGAAGGGAAACCUCCUGCGUCACAUCAAACUGCACUCUGGCGAGAAGCCCUUCAAAUGUCCCUUCUGCAACUACGCCUGCCGCAGGAGGGACGCGCUCACUGGCCACCUGCGAACGCACUCAGUCUCCUCCCCCACAGUCGGCAAGCCCUACAAGUGCAACUACUGCGGCCGGAGCUACAAGCAGCAGAGCACGCUGGAGGAGCACAAGGAGCGGUGCCACAACUACCUGCAGAGUCUGAACACUGAACCGCAGUCGCUGGCCAGCCAGCAAGGUGACGAGAUGCGAGACCUGGAGAUAGUGCCGGACUCUCUGCUUCACCCCUCAUCCGAUCGGCCGACGUUUAUUGACCGGCUGGCGAACAGCCUCACCAAACGGAAACGAUCGACACCUCAGAAAUUCGUGGGGGAGAAGCAGAUGCGAUUCACCCUCUCAGACCUGCCCUUCGACGUGAACUCCGGCUUCGAGAAGGACGUGGAGAUGGUCUCGGCCCACCACCCCCUCGACCCCUCUUACGGCAGCUCCUUGUCACUGAUGGGAGGAGAACACCUUCGCCCCCUCCGGCUUCCCCCUACAAACUGCAUCUCCGAAGUCACCCCCGUGAUCAGCUCCGUCUACACCCAAAUCCAGCCCCUGCCGGGCCGGCUGGCG